Messenger RNA from Penicillium paradoxum, 1131 nucleotides. Its product is annotated as cytochrome P450. The record is from RefSeq and is a predicted model, not a curated record. The transcript has 5 exons. Gene Ontology annotation, molecular function: iron ion binding; monooxygenase activity; heme binding. The coding region runs from base 1 to 1131 and encodes 376 amino acids. NCBI's taxonomy places the organism in Eukaryota, Fungi, Ascomycota, Eurotiomycetes, Eurotiales, Aspergillaceae.
AUGCUCGCAGCUUUGUUGAGCCCUGAGACGUUGAAGGCGUGCGCGCCCUACGUUGUGACCUCUCUUUUGGUGUUGACGAUUUUCGUUGUCCUCCCUCAGAAACUUCUGCCAAAACCUUACCCCGGGAUUCCUCUGGUUGGUAUGAAAGAAGGUCCGCAUGGAAAGAAAGAGCUGAAAGAUGGAGUCAUGCGAUAUCUGAAAGAUACCAAAGCUCUGUUCCGUGAGGGCAAGUCACUGGGGAAAGCAUAUCAGAUCAUGACAGCGACCGGGUUCAAGAUCGUGAUGCCCCCCAAAUAUCUCAAUGAAAUUCGUGAUAACCCCAACUUGGACUUUGGUGGCUUUAUCCAGCACGACUUUUUUGCUCAUCUUCCGGGUUUUGGCGCUUUCAAUGCUGGUAUCAACAAUACUAUCAUUCAGGAGACUCUUAAGACAAAGCUGACUGGCUCACUGGCUCGAAUCACCGACUUUAUGUCCGAUGAGAUGACAGUAGUUUGCAGAACACAACUCCCGCAAGUUAAAGAGUGGACUGAGAUCCAGUUCCACAAAAUCAGUCUAGCUUCAGUGGCUGAAGUGUCAGCCCGAGUGUUUCUGGGUGAAGAUGUAUGCCGCAAUCCAACAUGGCUGAAGCUCUCAAUAGAUUACACAAUGGAUGUGGUUCUCGCAGCUCGUGCUCUCAGAAUGUGGCCUCGAUUCCUCGUGCCAGUGGUUCACUGGUUCCUCCCAGAAACUCGCAAAGUCCGACAGCAGGUGGAGGUCGCCCGAUCGAUCAUCCAGCCAGAGAUCGAUGCCAGACGAAAGGUCAGAGCCGCUCAAGAAGCUCAGGGACUGGAUACUUCCAAAAAGAUCGACUCUCUUCAGUGGAUGGAGGAUACCUCCAAGGAACGUCCUUUCAACAUCGUUUUCGGUCAACUGUUACUUACGUUUGCUUCGAUCCACACUACAUCCAAUUUGCUUCAGAACGUGAUGUACGACCUUAUUGCAAAUCCAGAGUAUAUUGAUCUUCUUCGUCAGGAGAUUAUCGAGGUACUGAAGGACCAGUCAGACGGCUGGCAAAAGACAUCUCUUCAUUCUUUGAAGAUGAUGGACAGUGUCUUUAAAGAGAGCCAAAGACUGAAUAUUUAUUUGCUCUGA